UUCCCUGGGUCUGUGGAGAGACGCUUGAGCUAGAAAGUCCUGUAGCUUGAAAACAACACAAAAUAAGCUGCAGUUAUUGCUUCAUUUCUGGACUCCUGGCAUUGAACCCCUUUCGAGAUGGCGUCCUUAAACCCUCUGCGAGCCCAGAACAGAAGUCAGCAGGAUCAGACAGGGAUCUUGAAGAGUCAGGAUUUGAAGACUAAAGCGAGUGCUUCCUCCUUUAAAAGAGGAUCUGAGAAUCUGGAUCCCAGUGCUUCUGCUGAAGCUGGAAAGGUAGUCAGUAAACUGAAAGGUGUCAGCAGACUUCCUGUCCUCGCGAAAUCUCUGCAUCCGGCUCUAAGUGAACUUUCUCAAAAUCCCAAUGACAACAAAUGGGAACAGAGGCCUCUUGCGGGUAAAGCUCAGAAAAAAAAGACCUGCACCAAACCUGUGCCUUUCAAUUUGUCCCAGUCACGGACACGCAUUCAGAAGAGCACAGACCUUUCCCAAGGAAAACCACCCCUGAUGCCUUCAGCUCGACUCACAACUGUGGAAAAAUUGAGGGACGUAAAUGCAGGUGCCAAAACUGAUACUCAGAGCCAUAAAGCUACGACACCGGGUGUCAUCAGAACUCAGGCAAACCAGUCGCCACGACUGCAGUCUUUCAAUAAUGCACAAUAUAAAGGCUCCACUGAUGGUCACGGAUGCUACAAUCACACUGAUUUAAGUUCACGCUUAGAUUGCAUCCAUCUUGCACAAUCAAAGCAUCCUGAACACUCAAGCCAUUUAUCUAAGACGUCACUCAGUAAAGUAGAUGUUAAUUCCGAAAAUCAAGCACCAAAGGAUAAGCACUGUUUUCAAACGGUCCCGUCAACCGUACAAAGCCAUGUAAGCUGUAAAGGGUCUUCGCAGAAACUCUCAUCAGCUGUGCACAAUGUCUUCUCUCGUGAGGGGUUGAGUGCUGUUGGAGCUCAAUGCAUGAUGCCACGUUUAUCUACCUGCCCUUCUGGACCAGGAACCUCCAAUAAUUUGCCUCAAAGAGUUUUGAAGAAGACCCAUCAUGGCAUUGAUGCCACUGCAGACAAAGCUGGGCUGUUUUCCCCUGACCCAUCAGCACUGCGUAGUAUUCUACAGAGUGAUGGAACUAGACUGGCGGAGCACACUGGAGCAUCACCCAGAGUAUCUACUUGUCCCACUGGCAGAGGGACCUCCAUUUAUUCUGCUCAAAGAGUGCCGGUAAGGAAGCCUCAAACAGAAGUUUCAACAGCUGUAAAAGCUCCUGCAGGUAGUGCCGUGUCCUUCUCCCCUGACCCCGCAGCCCUGCGCAGUAUCCUGCUGAAUGAAGGUGUGAGGGCUGGAGGAGCAACACCCAGCAGAGUCUCAGUCUGUCCCACCGGCAGAGGAACUUCCAUUUAUUCUGUAAUUCUGAUCAGAGGGAUUCAAAUUCCAGUCUUGUGCUACAAUAAAGGGGCUCUAAAUCAUGUCACUUUUUAUCUCUCUCAGGCCCAGAGAGUCCCGGUCAAGAAAAAUAGACAAGAAGUCAUGGUGACGGCAGCAGUAUCAUCUCAGUGUGCUAAUCGAACACCAGUGAUGAAAUGGACACCGCAGCGAGUCACAAACACCAAACCACAGUCAAUGAGGAAGCCCUGCACCACCCAAAAGAUGUCCAGUUUAAGGGACUCUCCAGGUUUGCUUGGAUCUCACGACCCCAGCCCUGGUAUAUUGAUUUGCCAAGAGGGGGAAAAUGUUGUGCAAAGGUUAUUUGAAGACAAAGAGCAGAUGGAUGAUGACCAGACAGACCAAAAUGGCAUUACUUCCCAACAGUUGCUGAACAGUCACCAAUCUGUUGAAACUCAGUCAACAGUUAGAGAAAAUUCAGACUCAGUUCUUCACACUAAGAACGAAAGCAAGAAAACAGCUCAGCCAUUCAUACAAGCAGCACACAGAGGGUCCGUCAUUGUCUUCUCAUCAAGCCAAAGACUUGUAUCAGAACAGUCUCAAGAUACACUAAAGACCCUAGCUGCCAAUUUACAACUCUGUGAAGAUCGGCCUACAUCUCAUAAUGCAGCCCAAAGCAAUGGAUCACAGAUCAAUCCCAGCAUAGACAUGACUAAACAAAGCCAAUCGAAAGCAGCUAUAAUACAGUCUAGUGCUGUAUCUGCUCUGCGGAGGCGUCAAACUCCUCUGGAAGAGAUGUUUUUAGAUGAGGAAUGUGCUACCUACACCUCUCGCCUGCUGUCCUGCCCGCUGCAGCCCCGCUCUGGAAACCCGGUGGCCUCCACACUACUGUUUCAAGACUCUACUUGUUUUUUACCCAUUGGCCUGUCCUCUCCUGUACGUCUGAGCCCGGUCCUGUCCUUUGGUUCUAUCAGAGCAUAAAGCCAGAUGUCCCACAACACAUUGCACAAUGAGUGGUGCCACAAUGGCAUCUGAAUAAAUUUUCUAAGAGGUUUUAUAUUGGGGUUUUUAACUGAUUAGUAAAAUAAGCUCUGUGGUUAACAUCAUUAGAUGUUUUAUAAUAUAAACUACAAACACUCUCAACCAAAGCAUUCUUGUUUAAUUUACUUACUAGAAACAUACUUUUACGAAAUAUGCAUCUUGUUUUGUGUGUUUAAUUUGUGUUUUAGAGCAAAAUGUUGUAUUGCAAAGUAUAUUUACCACAGAUAUUUUACGAAUAAAUUGUUAAAACCUCAUAGGAAAAUCUCAAUAAAACCCAAACAAGUUAUUAUUUUGGUUUCUGACGUCAUUUCUGCUUCCACCUCUCUAUUUCUUUAGUCAGUCAGUCUUUGUUUAGCCAUGCAAGACUGUUUGAAACCGUAUUGCUGCUUGCACUUUUGAUAAGAAAUGUUGUACAGUUAGAUAAACAAUCUGUUGUCAUUUACAAGCAAGGCUUGGAUGGAUAAAAUAUUCACUGUUGAGAAGACGACAGAAUGCAAAUCUGUACAUAGAACACUUGUUAUUUUUACACUGAACUUGUCGCUGACAGGAAACACUGUGUGCUUGUCUAUUGUGUAAAGUCUGUAAUAAAUCUAUAUAUAAGCACAUA
Molecule: messenger RNA, 3025 nt
Organism: Danio aesculapii
Lineage: Eukaryota; Metazoa; Chordata; Actinopteri; Cypriniformes; Danionidae
Gene: troap
Product: trophinin associated protein
Exons: 15
Coding region: 118-2358 (746 amino acids)
Source: RefSeq, a predicted model, not a curated record